Messenger RNA from Racocetra persica, 152 nucleotides. NCBI's taxonomy places the organism in Eukaryota, Fungi, Glomeromycota, Glomeromycetes, Diversisporales, Gigasporaceae. The record is from the annotation of a GenBank genome assembly.
AUGUAAAGUCUCUAGAGACUGAAUUAGAAGAUUUAGAUGACUGUGUGGAUAAGGACACUACUUCUAAAAAAUCUGAUUUGGCUAAGACAUUUGAAGUAAGAGAACGAAAGGCUGUUCCUUAUAAGCAACGAAGAAAGGCACAGCCAAGAAAG